Messenger RNA from Chara braunii, 1675 nucleotides. The record is from the annotation of a GenBank genome assembly. NCBI's taxonomy places the organism in Eukaryota, Viridiplantae, Streptophyta, Charophyceae, Charales, Characeae.
GGGUUCAUAACAUAAAUAGACGUCUUGCUUUCUUCCCUCUGCAGGGGAAGUGAUUUCUGUAAUUGGCGGCGCGGUGUGAUUGGCAACCAAGACUCUGAGGGGGCGUUGAAGGAGGAAGCUCGUCCUCUGUCUGGUGUGCGAACACGAGCCUUCUCGCCUCCUUUUUCUCUCUUUCUGCUCGUUCUUGUUCCUGCUAGGGAAGGAGAAGAUGGCUUACGCAGGAAAGUACGCUGAUGAGCUGAUCGCUACGGCGAAGAAGAUUGCCACUCCCGGUAAGGGUAUCUUGGCAGCCGAUGAGAGCACGGGCACUAUUGGCAAGAGGUUGGCUAGCAUCAAUGUGGAGAACGUGGAGUCGAACAGGAGGGCACUGAGGGAGUUGCUGUUCACCGCUCCCGGUGCUUUGGAAUAUAUCAGCGGUGUAAUUUUGUUUGAGGAGACGCUCUUCCAGAAAUCCGCCGCCGGCAAGCCCUUCGUUGAUAUGUUGAAGGAAGCGGACGUGGUGCCCGGCAUCAAGGUGGACACCGGUGUUGCUGCCCUUGCAGGCACCAACGGCGAGACGACAACGCAAGGCCACGAUGGACUGGGUGCCAGGUGUGCUAAGUACUACCAGCAGGGCGCUCGCUUCGCGAAGUGGCGUGCCGUGCUGAAGAUCGCUGACGGAUGUCCUUCUCCUCUGGCCGUCCAGUCCAACGCCGAUGGGCUGGCCCGUUAUGCGUCUAUCUGCCAGGAGAACGGUCUGGUGCCAAUCGUUGAGCCGGAGAUCUUGAUCGAUGGCUCGCACGACAUCGAGAAGAGCGCCGCUGUGACGGAGAAGGUACUGGCUGCCGUGUACAAGUCUCUGAGCGAUCACCACGUGUUGCUGGAGGGAACGCUGCUGAAGCCCAAUAUGGUGACGCCGGGAUCGGAUGCUGCCAAGGUCGCACCGGAGGUUGUUGGCAAGUACACGGUACGAACCCUGCAGAGGACCGUUCCCGCCGCUGUGCCAGGGAUCAUGUUCCUUUCGGGUGGACAGAGCGAGGAGGAGGCGACGCUGAACCUGAACGCCAUGAAUGCGUUGGAGGCAACGAAGCCGUGGACGCUGUCCUUCUCGUACGGUAGGGCUCUUCAAGCCAGCACGCUCAAGGCGUGGGGAGGCAAGGUCGAAAACUUGGAGGCGGCUCAGAAGGCCUUCUUCACCCGUGCCAAGGCCAACGGAGAGGCUACUCUUGGCAAGUACACCGGUGCCGCAGUUGCUGACGGAGCCUCUGAGAGCUUGCACGUGAAGGAUUAUAAGUAUUAGAGGCGCAGAGAGAGAGAGAGAGAGAGAGAGAGAGAGAGAGAGAGAGAGAGAGAGAGAGAGAGAGAGAGAGAGAGAGAGAGAGAGAGAGAUUAGGUUAUAGGGAUCGAUAGGGAUAUCAACAGGAGUGCUUCAUGAUUAUUGAGUCUCUCAUGAUGGUUUUUCGGAUUGAGGGCAAUGAGAGACUUGGUCUAGUUAGAAGGCGAAUGGGUGUUUUUUUUUUAAAGUAGGACUUAGGGAAGUCGCUAGGUACUAGCGACCGGGAGAAAUGCAAAUCCGCUUGAGAGAUCUAGGUGCGGUGCACGCGCGGUGCUAGUAUAUAUGAUAUUAAUGGAAAAUAACUUGUGAUGAAGACUCCUGCAAGAUACUGAGAAGUGCGUCACGCUUAAUCGUUUGUAU